Molecule: messenger RNA, 1110 nt
Organism: Olea europaea var. sylvestris
Lineage: Eukaryota; Viridiplantae; Streptophyta; Magnoliopsida; Lamiales; Oleaceae
Product: 60S ribosomal protein L15-like
Exons: 2
Coding region: 432-947 (171 amino acids)
Biological process (GO): cytoplasmic translation
Cellular component (GO): ribosome; cytosolic large ribosomal subunit
Molecular function (GO): structural constituent of ribosome; RNA binding
Source: RefSeq, a predicted model, not a curated record
UGGUUAUCUUUGAAUUGGAAAUAGAAUUGUGAUAAAUGUAUAUUCUGCAAAUUCUUGGGAAUUUUGAAGGCUAAUUCUUGAAAUGUUCAAAUACGGGUUAUAACAUGUGGUUCUAUGCUAUUGUUUUCCACCUAACUUCAAAAACCAAAAUGAUUGAUGCACAACGUUAUUUUUUAUUAUGUACUUGUGUCAGUUUUAGUAAGAGGGCAUUUAGUAUAUUAUUGUAAUGGAUAAUACCAUAUCAUGAAAUUGUUUCACAUAUGUAGUUAUGUUGAGAUCUUCAUUUAGUGUUAGAUUGGGUGUUUGGCUGGCUUUCAUUAUUAUCUAACUAUGAUUUAAAGUCAAAAUCACGUUCACGAUUACUUUUUACUUAUUAUCCACAUAUUCUGUGGGACCCAUUACCACUUUUCAUUAUAAUUUUUCCCAAACAAAUGCUAAGGCUUCCAUCUAUAUUGUAUAUUUGUAUUUCACUGGCAAGGUUCAUAAUUGUCUAUAUUUUACAGGGUUAUGUUAUCUACCGUGUUCGUGUGAGGCGAGGUGGUCGCAAGAGACCUGUCCCUAAGGGUAUUGUGUAUGGUAAGCCCACCAACCAGGGUGUUACCCAACUCAAAUUUCAGCGCAGCAAAAGGUCAGUUGCAGAAGAACGAGCUGGUAGGAAGUUGGGUGGUCUUAAGGUGCUGAACUCGUACUGGAUCAAUGAGGAUUCAACUUACAAGUACUUCGAGGUAAUAUUGGUUGAUGCUGCACACCAAGCCAUCCGUAAUGACCCAAGAAUCAACUGGAUCUGCAACCCUGUGCACAAGCACAGAGAGCUGCGUGGUCUCACUUCGGCAGGAAAGAAAUACAGAGGUCUGCGUGGAAAGGGACAUUUGAACCACAAGGCACGGCCUUCACGCAGAGCCACCUGGAAGAGGAACAACACCCUCUCUCUUCGCCGAUAUCGCUGAUUUUACUUGCUAUUUAGUCACUUUCUAUCUGGUUGUCUGGACUUGUUUACAUAUUUAAAGUUAGAACACUAGUUUGAAAUUUUGGUUCAAGAGACAUGAGUAUGAGGCGGAUCAUUUGAUGUUCAAUGCAAUUUAUUUAUGUUUGCUGCUUAUAAUUGGAUAA